Messenger RNA from Bombus huntii, 2084 nucleotides. RefSeq names its product E3 ubiquitin-protein ligase MIB1-like. Gene Ontology annotation, biological process: protein ubiquitination. Gene Ontology annotation, molecular function: ubiquitin-protein transferase activity; protein binding. Lineage: Eukaryota; Metazoa; Arthropoda; Insecta; Hymenoptera; Apidae. Bases 16 to 1245 code for a protein of 409 amino acids. The record is from RefSeq and is a predicted model, not a curated record. Gene Ontology annotation, cellular component: cytoplasm. The transcript is spliced from 7 exons.
ACUUGUUUGCAGUAGAUGAGUGUCUCCUUUAGCGCAAUGCGGGUGCUCCUCUCGAAACUUCCGAGACCAUGGAUAGUUGACGAGAAAAAGGACGAUGGUUACACGGCCCUUCAUCUGGCUGCUCUGAACAAUCACGUCGAAGUUGCUGAACAGCUGGCACGUGCUGGAAAAGCUGACCUGGAUUUGCAAAACGUCAAUUUGCAGACCGCGUUGCAUCUCGCUGUCGAGCGACAGCACACGCAAAUCGUUCGUCUGCUGGUACGCGAAGGCGCCAAUUUAAACGUAGCAGACAAGGACGGUGACACGCCUCUUCACGAAGCCUUGAGAUAUCACACUUUGACGCAGCUGCGACAGCUGCAGGAUGUCCAGGACGUAGGGCGGCUCCUGAUGGGCCUGGGCGCGCAAGGACAGGACAAGAAAAGUAGCUCGUUCAUUGCUUGCUUCCUGGCUGCCCAUGGGGCUGACCUGGAAUUGAAGAACAAGAAGGGACAGACUCCGCUCGACCUCUGCCCAGAUCCAAAUCUCUGCAAAACGCUAACUACUUGCCACAAGGACAGAGAAUCGGACAACAUCGAACCGGCAGCUCCAUCAGCCACGAUCGACGAGUGUUUGGUCUGUUCAGAUGGAAAACGUGAAAUGCUUUUCAGCCCUUGCGGACAUGUAGCUUGUUGUAACGCUUGCGCGCCAAGAGUGAAGAAAUGCCUGAUCUGCAGAGAAAAUGUCCUUUCAAGAACAAAAAUCGAGGAGUGCGUGGUUUGCUCGGAUCGUAAAGCUAACGUACUAUUUCGUCCGUGUGGACAUAUGUGUGCUUGCGAAAGCUGCGCUGCCCUGAUGAAAAAAUGCGUUCAAUGCAGAGCUCAAAUUCAGCACAUGUUACCGUUGUCGAUCUGUUGCGGUAGAGGAGGCGAUGUCACUUACGUUAAAGCGACCAAUGCUUCAGGUGCAACGAUAACAGACGUGAAGAGUGAUCAAGAGGAAGAAUUAUUAUCGCAACAAAAUACUGGAAGUGGAGGAGAAACACUUUUGAUGAACAACGGUAGCCGAGAUACAUCACACAGCGAUAUACAGAAACUUCAACAACAACUUCAAGAUAUCAAGGAACAGACAAUGUGUCCAGUUUGCUUAGAUCGUUUAAAGAAUAUGAUAUUUUUGUGCGGCCACGGCACCUGUCAAAUGUGCGGAGACCGGAUGUCGGAGUGUCCAAUAUGUCGGAAGGCGGUAGACAAACGAAUUUUGCUCUAUUAAAUCUAGAAAACUGAUUAUCGUUCGGAGCUAGAGUUUCAUUUAGAUAUAUAAUAAUGAAUGAUAAUAGUAGGAAUAAUUAAAUAUUGCAUCUAUUAUCUGAUUCAAAUUUUGAAAGUAUAGAUACGUUUUAUUUUCGAUACUUUCAACCUCCACAAGACUGUAACAUAAAUUAAGAUUUUGUUAAAACUAUCAAAGUAUAUUUAUACAUAUACUGCCCAUUCACCAAAUAAAAUUUAUACUAAUUAAUUCUAAUAGUUUUUAUACUCCUAUUUUAAAAUUUUAGGAAACAUUUAUACGAAUUAAUAUGUAUAAAAUAUUUCUAUUUAAUUUCAUUACAUCUAUCGUACAUAAGUAUUAUACCAUAAUGAAGACAUAAACAGGCUAUUCAGUGUAAUCUGUUCCACGAUUAUUCUUAUUUUGAAUAAGUAUUUCCUAAAUAUAUUCAAGCAUGUCAAACAUAUAUAUGCUUAAAAAUUUCCCAAUCUUUUAAAUAAAUGCUAUGAAAGAUAUAUACAAAUCAGAGGAAACCGAAUGCAAUAUUUACUUAUUCCUUCUUUUUUUAAUCUGUUAACGGGCUCCGUAUAAUUUGUUCCUAAUAUUAUAACUUCAGCAUAUUUUCACGAUAUAAAUAUAAUCAGGCAAUUAAAUAUACACAUACAUUAGGCUGAGUCAUGAAAAUGAAUUAUAAGAAUUAUAGCAAAAUGCCAAGCAAGUUGAUCGUAUCUAUGAUGAAAUAUUGAGAUCGUAUCGAAUAGCGCUUCGACCUUAUUCAUUUCUUCAAAAUUACAAAGUUUGAUUCAGUAAUGUAAGUUAAUAAGUAAACUAUUGUUUUCUAGUAA